Molecule: messenger RNA, 837 nt
Organism: Microthlaspi erraticum
Lineage: Eukaryota; Viridiplantae; Streptophyta; Magnoliopsida; Brassicales; Brassicaceae
Source: the annotation of a GenBank genome assembly
AUGUUCUCAAAGCGAUUGGAGGCUAUGGAGCUCUUGCUCGCGCGACUUCCAGGAGUAGCUCCUCCAAUCACCAAAAGUGCUCCUAAUUGCUAUGCAGACACUCCCUUCACGGAUGCCAUCGCUUUGGUUGAGAUGCCAAAGAAGUUCAUCGUCCCUUCAAUGAAGAUGUACGACGGGACGACCGACCCUGAUAAUCAUAUAGCCCAGUACAAGCAACGCAUGUUCACAACGGCAAUAGCAAAAGAAUAUCGCGAAGCUAGUAUGUGUAAAGGAUUUGGAUCUAGCCUCACGGGACCAGCUCUUCAGUGGUUUACGAACCUACCGAACGCGUCAAUCGACUCGUUCGCGUCAUUGACAGACCGCUUUGUUGAGCAAUUCGCGAGCAGCAGGAACAUAGAAAGGACAGCCGACGAUCUCUAUGAAGUGAUACAGAAGAGAGGAGAACCGUUGCGCGAUUACGUAGGUCGCUUCAACAAAGAGAAAGUAUCCAUUCCGGCAUGUGUCACGUCCACUGCCAUCUCUGCAUUCAAAAGAGGAUUACUCCCAGACAGUGAUUUGUACAAGGAACUGACGAAGUACCAGUGCAGAACGAUGGAAGAUGUGCUAUCUAGAGCAUGGGCUCAAAUAAGGUGGGAGGAAGACCUGCAUAUCGACACCUACUUUCCCCACGAUCUGAUUCGCGCGUUGUUAGGAACGAGCGUCCCUCUCGAGAUGACAGACCGUACCAGAGACCACGCAGUGAAAGCACUAGCAAGAGAAGCGACAGCAGAAGCGACCAUCGACCACUCAACCAAAUUGAGAGCGACCAACGCUCAUCAUCCACAUGGCCAGACAUGA